AUGAACCUAGAUGCCGUGUACCAUUUAAGUACAAAUCCGUCGACCACUGUCUCUGACAUUACGAGCUCGUCAUCGGUAACUACGUUCCUGGAUCAGUUCGCAUUUAACGUCAUUCCAACUGCCGUAUCACUUGCCGGAUCUUUGGUAUAUCUCUCGGUCCACUACGAUAUCUAUUACGCGUUCGUUGUUGCUUAUGGGGCUAUCUGCUACCUAUUGGUCACAUUUGCGCUCACGAAAAAGGUUGAAAAGUCUCAAAGAAGAACGAUGGAUGAUUGGCGGAAGAACAAUGAAUCCCUGAAUGACCCAAUUCAUUCUUGGUUGACAGUUACCUAUCUUGGAGACCUCCUUUCUCACAUCAUUCGAUAUGAUCGCUCCUUGAAAAGCCUCCACGACAGUGAAAUUAGAAGUUCAUGGGCAUCUAGCCAAUUAAACUUUGCCCAGGGACUAAUAAUGACGCUGUGGACAUUAUGCACUGUGCUCUUUGCUGGAAGACAAGUCAUAAUGGGCGGACGACCUCUGGGUGGUUUUACAUCUAUGGUGUUCUUCCUCCAAACGCUCAAGAGCCCGAUCGAACAAAUUUUUAGCAUAUUAUUUGUGUCAACUCAGUCCAAUCUGAUCCAUCUCGAGCGCUUGGUGAGGAAUCUUCAUAGAAAGCCAGAGGUGAUUGACAAAGAUGACGCGCUGUCUCUAUCAGAGUCUUCCGUUGUGGGCCGGGUACCAUCACUGCAAUCGUCGGAGAAUCAGGGAGGUGGUAAAUCGACAUUGCUUCGUCUUAUCUUCCGCCUCUAUGACGUUACUAGAGGAAGCAUCUCUGUUGACGGGCACAAUAUUACCGAUUUAACUUGCGAAUCUCUCCGGAGUCAUAUUGGCAUUAUGUCCGGACGGUCAACUAUUUCAAACGGCUCAGUGAUAGAGAAUCUCCGACGUGCAAAACCAGGGGCUACCAAAGAAGAGAUCAUCGACGCAUGCAAGCGUGCUAGUCUUCAUGAAUGUAUCAUGAAGUUCUCAGAGCAGUACGAAGCACUCCUAGGGAAAGAAGGCCAUCGCCUGAGCGAUGGGGAAGCCCAGCGGCUCGAGAUCGCCCGUCUGCUACUAAAGAGCCCUAGUAUUCUCUUACUGGACGAGCCCACAUCGGCUCUAGAUGCGAUCGCAGAGCAAAAUGUCGUUACGUCACUGAAACAAACCAACGCCACAAUAGUUAUGACUGCUCAUAGAUUGAGUACGAUCAAGAAGGCUGAUCAAAUUCUGGUCAUGUAUAAGGGAGAGAUCAGCGAAUGUGGGACGCAUCAGCAACUCUUCGAAAAGAAUGGCUACUAUACUAGGCUCUGCGAAGCACAGACUGGUUGA
Penicillium chermesinum is the source of this 1347-nucleotide messenger RNA. RefSeq names its product ABC transporter ATP-binding protein. The coding region runs from base 1 to 1347 and encodes 448 amino acids. The transcript is spliced from 3 exons. Lineage: Eukaryota; Fungi; Ascomycota; Eurotiomycetes; Eurotiales; Aspergillaceae. Gene Ontology annotation, biological process: transmembrane transport. Gene Ontology annotation, cellular component: membrane. Gene Ontology annotation, molecular function: ATP hydrolysis activity; ATP binding; ABC-type transporter activity. The record is from RefSeq and is a predicted model, not a curated record.